This is a messenger RNA of Pseudophryne corroboree (corroboree frog), 670 nucleotides long. RefSeq names its product cilia and flagella associated protein 141 (gene CFAP141). The coding region runs from base 114 to 431 and encodes 105 amino acids. The transcript has 5 exons. The record is from RefSeq and is a predicted model, not a curated record. Lineage: Eukaryota; Metazoa; Chordata; Amphibia; Anura; Myobatrachidae.
CACAACCCUGGUUGCUAAGGAAGUGACAAGAUGAGAGUUUUUGUUGACAGUAUCCAAGGAAACGAAUCCUGGAAGCAGGAGCACGUGUGCCUGGCUGCAGGACGCUGGUGAGGAUGCUGACCACCAGGAUGCUACAACACACAAAAAGUGUGACCCAGAGAAACGAUCUGCUGCGGGUUGCGGAGAUGGAACUACAACGGGAGCAGGCGCUCAAUAUCCACAAUGCAUGGAAGGAGGACGCCAGGGGAACCAUCGCCAGUCGGAUCCAGAGACGUCAGAGUGCACUGGUGCGUCAGGAACUUAAGAUGGCGAAUAAGGAACUAGUAUUGGUUCGUAGAGCAGCUUUACAGCGCCUCCUGCAGGACGAACACCGGCAGUACCAGGAGGAGCUGAUCAGGCUGGGAAAGACCUUCUUUGGACAGAGACUGUGAGAUCCACAGCACGGCUUCCAGGCUGCCAGUUAGCUGUUAGCACAACACUAUGAAUAAAAUACCAUCCGUGAGGACUGUCAGUAACAGCAUAGCUGCAUUUCAUUCUCCAGCAGUGACCUAAUCCUGUGCCCAGUAUUACAUUCUCUAUACUACAGUACUCAUUCCAAUUGUAAAACGCAACCGAAUGUGCUGCGCUAUAUAAGACACUGUUUACAAAUAAAUAUAAAGCUUACUAAGCA